CCUUGUUAACAAAAUGGCGGACAAGAAGAAGUCGAAGUUUUCGAAAACUGGCAAGUUUGACCUACCGAUUAGGGAUUAUAAAAGAAAAUUAGUAAAAGCAGUGAACGAUAAUGAUUUCCUGGUUGUUGUGGGUGAGACUGGAAGCGGAAAAACUACUCAACUUCCGCAAUAUCUUCACCAAGCUGGGUAUACUUCUCGAGGACAAAUGAUCGGUGUUACACAACCAAGACGUAUUGCUGCGAUUUCAGUUGCGACACGCGUGGCAGAAGAAACGGAAUGUCAGUUAGGAGGUGAGUGCCUUUCUGAAAGGUAGCUAGUGUAAUCCAUCCUACAUGCACCUACAUUACAACUAGUACUUGUUUGUACAACGUGGUGUUUUACAUAUACAUGUAAACGUUACAGGUCAAAAUUAAAUUCAGGCUUAAAAUUUUUAACCUAGGUGACUCUCAGUUUUCUUUGUCUCCUAGCCCUAAUUAUGACAAAAAAAAUCCUGAAUCAACCAACGUUAAAAAUUUUAAACCUGAAUUUAAUUUUACCCUUAACAUAUACAUUUAUUGACAAUAAAAACAAGUGCACAGGUCUAAAAUAAUUGUUAUAACCAUUUAAUUGUUGGUGUUUUUCUCACACAUUAAAAUUUACUGUUGUUUUCAGAAACUGUUGGUUAUCAAGUGCGGUUUGAUGACUGCACCAGUGACAAAACUCUUAUCAAGUACAUGACUGAUGGCUGCCUGUUACGAGAAUUUCUUGAUGAUCCUGUGCUUAGCAAAUACAGUUUAAUUAUCUUAGAUGAAGCUCAUGAAAGAAGUUUGGACACUGUGAGUUCAAGACCUUGUGAUCUCUAGUCUACUGAUUAUUAAUUUUCCUUCACUUAAGUCUCCCAUCUUUAAACUGCCCUCCUCCUUUCUGAAAAUUUGCAGGAAAUUGGAUCUAUUCUAUAAACAAAAAUUAAUGUCAUCACAGGCACAGACAAAUAUAGUGAGAUUUAUAUUACUAGUACAAAAUGUCAGGGAGACUUUAGUAGAACAAUCCAAGAGAGUUGGUAUCAGUUACUCUGAAUUUCUUUGCCAGUGAAUAGGUUCUCUGUUUUGGGGGAAAGGGGGUUAACAAUCAUGAGAAGACAGCAUACAAGGGAAAAAAUGUUCCAUAAUGGGGGGAGAGCUCCCCUGGCCUUUCCCGCUGCCCAGUCCUUUGCUCUGCUCACUUCACUUGUCAGUUAUUUCUCUUUUGCCCGCCCCCCCAAGGAGACUGGUCCCUGGCUAUUUAAAUCUAAACUGAAGCAAUCAAGGUGCAACCACAAUUUCUUCAACUAGUUAUUGCUUUAUGUUUACUAAAAAGAUAAACCAAUUUCUCUGAGAUGCUUUAGUGAAUUCUGCCUGUUUAGCCCUAAACCUGGUUUUUAUUCUUUUAAAUGUCCAAAUAAUCUAGUUGACUCGUCCCCAGUCGUCUCUAAGUUCUCAUUAUUAUUUACUAGUUAAAGAGCCCAUUCUAGUCUUCCACGCCAAAUACUAAUAAUGAGAGACAACUGGGGACGAGUCAGAUGUCCAAUAUUAUUAUUUCCACAGUACUGAAAAAAUGGUAUCUUCUGUAUGCUUUAUUUCAGGAUAUACUGUUUGGUUUAGUAAGGAAGCUGUUUCACAAUCGAAGAGAAGGAUCAGAUGAUACAUAUAAUAAACCUGUUAAUCGCCUACCGAAGAUUGUGAUUAUGUCUGCCACCUUAAAUCAUGAAAAGUUUUCUGAAUUCCUUGGUGGUUGUCCUGUCUUUGAAAUUCCUGGACGUUGUUUUCCUGUAGAAAGUGUCUUCCUAAACUAUGUUGGUGUUAAAGACUUACAGACACCUAAUUAUCUGAAACGUGUAAGUUUGUGGCUCUUAAUGUAGGAAAAGGAAAAUACAUAAAAAUUUUAUGUUAAUUUUAAUAGUAAACUAACAACAGAUAUUAUCUAUAAAUGUUGCUCUCUGGGUUUUUUCGUUUUUCAUAAUAAUCUGGUUGUUAAUUUAUUAUCUGCAGACUACCUACAACUGUUAUUGAAGACAAAUUGCUUAAAAACUAUUGUUUUCUCAAAACCGAUAUCAAUUUUUGACUAUCUGCUAGUUUCAGCGUUAAAAGUGGACUUUGAUAGCAAGGAAUAGUCCUUAACACUUUAACUCCCAAUAGUGCUCAAAGUCAAUUUUCUCCGGCCUUACUAUAUCCAUAGACUAUCAUGAACAAAGUCUAUGAGAAUUAACAAAAUGAUCACAAAGAGAAAAAUAUCCAAAAUGUCCAAAAUGUUGAUAGGUGGAGAGACCAGUCAUAGGGCAAAGUUGAGAUACCAUGAUACACCUGUCCCAUAAUAUUUGUAAUAAAUUAUUAUACAGCUUUCUAAUGGUCUCUGCCCAGUAUUCAAUACCAUGUAUACCUGCCAACCUCACGUCCCAUUGAAAACUUCGAUAUUUGCCUGAUUGAAAAAUAAAUUUCCAAAAAUAUGUUAACUCAGACCCAUGUAAGGAACGAAAACCAUGUGUAAAAUAAAUAAAUGGCAAUUUCUAAUUUUUGAAGUGGUCUCUUCGCUUCGGACGUCUUCGGAAGACUUCGGACUUCUUCGGGAAUCUUCGGAAAUGAUCGUGUCGUCUUCAAAAAUCCCAGCACUCCCAGGAUAAAAAUCUCACGCUUAUAUCUCAGAAAAAGUUGGCAGGUAUAUACCAUGAAUCCUUUCAGUCGCAAGAUUAUGGUCAUAAUAUUAUUUUUCUCACAAAAUUCCUUGGGAAUUCAUAUAACAGUAUUGACUAGUGACAGUGAAGUGCAUGGCUAAGCUCUUUACUAUUUGCUGUGUCUGAUAUUUAGGCGAUAGAAACAGUGAUGAGAAUUCAUCUUGAAGAACCACCUGGAGAUGUUUUAGUAUUUUUAACUGGUCAGGAGGAAAUUGAGCAUGCAUGUGACAGGUUGUUUGAGGCUGCAGAGGAUGUGGAUUACAGCCAUGAUGUCUAUUAUAAUGAAGUAGAGGCCAUGCUUAUUUUACCCCUCUAUGGAUCCAUGACAACAGGUUUGUGUAAUAUAUUAAACAUAGCUUUGUUUUCAGAGAAGUUGAUCGAUAUUUUAUGCUGUGCAUGUGCAAAGUAAUGACAUUCGCUAAUGUACAGGAUGAAAUAAACACUUACUCUGAAGGUACUUGUAGGAUAAUUAUUAUUUAUGUAAUAGGAUUGGAGGGCAGCCUCUUGUAAUAGUGUACAUGUAAUUGCACUUUCAUUUAUAUGUAUUUUUUAUUUUACUAUUUUACUAUAGCAACUGUUUGUAAAUACCAUAGCAACCCCAAGUUAGCUUUUAUUGCCACUUCUUGUAAUUUAACGGUCAUUCGUGAAUGAUUGCCUGAUGAGUGUGGCCAUUCUUUGACCACACAAAACAGCUAUCGUUGUCGCAAUAAAACGAUGAAUUGAAAUCUUACUACUCUUGAUCAUUAUAUUUUUUAUUUUAGAUUUUUUUGUGCACAGACACAUACACACUCUAGAAUUUUGGCUGAAACUGUUCAAUACAAAUGUUGUUGACAUUAAUGUGAAUUUUAUGAAGUGUCAAUUUUCUAUAUGAAGAUAAUGUGAAAAGUUUUUUUUUGCUCAUUGACAACUAGUAGCAUAAAUUUUGUGUUUUAUCUUCUCCAUUUUCUCUAGAAUAGUCAUAAUCCAUACUUAAUAUGCUUUAUAGUGCUUUCUUGUUUUAGAACUGCAGAAAAGAGUGUUUGAUCCUCCCAGCCCAGCUGUGCGGAAAGUUGUUGUGGCGACCAACAUCGCAGCCACUUCACUUACUAUUGAAGGGAUCAGGUGAAUGGCUAGCUCAUUCCUUUUCCCCUUCUACCACUGUGCAAAGUCAACCUUCAUGGGUUCAAUUGAAAAUUUUAAAUUAUUAGCUAAUUAUUAUUUGACCAAAGAAAAAUGAACCCAAAUGUGAACUGUGCUUGCAAAGCCAUUACAUAAUAAUAAUAAUAAUAAUAAUAAUAAUAAUAAUAAUGAAUAUUUAUACAGGAUAGCCCUUCAGUGCAAGAGCACUGUUAUCAAAGGGGUCCUGUCAUAAUAACAUAAUAUAAGGAUAAAAACUAAAAUAAGAUAAGAAUGACUAGGCAACUAAGUAACUACACUAGACAAAAAAUUGAUCUAAAGACUCCCUAAAUAAACUAGGUAAACUAAUAAUAGGCUAAAAACUACCUCUUUAUGCUAUUCUACCUGACAUCUCAGACACUGUGGUUGCAUUAGGUCACUACUUACUGGCUGAAUGCACUGUUGUUGAUUUGGAAAGUGUAAUAUCAUACAGAGCCACCAAUCCUGUUUGUAUUUUGCAGGUAUGUUGUGGACAGUGGUUUUGUAAAGCAGUUGUCUUACAACCCACGCACAAGGCUUGACUCUCUGAAUGUUGUCUUGAUAUCAAGGUGAUUUAAGAAUUUGCUGUCACUGUUGAAGCUCACAAAAUUAAUUCAUAUUUAAUAUUAAUCAUUCAAUAUAUAGUAUAAUUAUAAAAUUUUUUGGCACUAAGAAAUGAAGUUGUAACUGUAAGCCAUAAAAUGUUGUAACCAGCUUACCGGUAUUUUAUUACAAUGUUACAUUGCACAAAAUAAUGUCCUUUUAGUAAAUGCAAAGCUGGGGAAAUAAAAGAAUACAAACUGUUAUAAUUUAACAUGCAUGUACGUACAUUGUUUGUACAUUUCAGGUCUGAGGCUAUUCAAAGAACAGGAAGGGCUGGUAGAACCGCUCCUGGAAAAUGCUUUCGACUUUUCUCGAAGUAAGAAUUUGUCUUCUCCAUUCUUUCUGUGUUAAGUGUGAUGGUUUUUUUAAAGAACAGAUCUGUAAGUUAAGCCCCUGUACUAGGUCUUGUAGGUAAACAUUCUCAAGGGCUAGAUUAUUUUUUUUGUUUUGUUGCUAUUUUAGAGAGGUGUAUGAUACAGCUAUGACAGAAGACACAAUCCCAGAAAUACAGCGGACAAGUCUGGGUCAUGUGAUCCUGUAUCUUAAAUCCAUGGGAAUACAUGAUGUGUUAGGGUACGGACUAUUAAUUUAAAGUAUGUGAAAUUCUUUCGAUAAAUUUGAACUGACAUCUAGCAACGUAAAUAGGAAAUCAUUCAGUUGGUUAAAUUAACAUGAUUCUGGGUAUGAGAGAGGAAAACUGGCCUGGAAAAAGUGGCAGAAAUCAUUGUAAGGGUUAGAAUUUCCUAGAAAUGGGUACACUUGGAAACAGCAGCAGAAAGGCCAGAAUAUAAUUUAUUGCAAAGCUGUUGGGAAGGGACAAGGGGGUAGGGGCCUUUUUAAGCUUCACCCAGACUGACACUAAUGUUGAUGAUUAAAGAAAACCCACACACUGAUUUAUAUCUUUUCUACAGACUUGCUUUGAAAACUAGGACAUCAUCAUGGAAUUUUUUAACUUUAGUCCAAACAAAUAAUUUACAUGCAAUUGUAUAUUAUUACACCCCCUGUAUUGACUUGUUUCUGAUAUAAUUGAAUGUUUUCUAGUUUUCAGUACAUAGACCCACCAGAAGAUAGGAUGAUUUUGGAAGCAUUGAAGCAACUUUACUUUUUUGGUGCCUUGGACAGGUAAUGAAAGUAGAUGAAGGAAGAAGACAUUCACAGACAUGUUAUGUUAGUUAUUUUAUAAAAGAUAAUUAAAAGAUUUUGUCCAUAUAAUACUUCAAAAAAUUUAAAGCUGCAUUGCUUGUCUUCACAAGAGUUAAAGGAUUGAUAAUCUCCUGUUGUUGCCUUAUUUUGUUUCGUUUUUCUUUUUACAGGGGUGGAAAUGUUACCUCCCUUGGUAGCCAGAUGACCGAAUUCCCCCUGUCUCCAGGCUUGUCCAGGACUGUUAUCCACUCGGUCAGUCUUGGUUGCGAGGAUCUUGUACUUGCUGUGGCCGCUAUGUUGUCAGUGGAAAAUGUCUUUGUGAAUCCAGGCGGAAAGAAGAAUUUGUCUUCUGCAACACAAGUUCAUAAAGAACUUGCCGAGGAAGCAGGCGGAACAAACGACUUUGCAACGCUUCUGUACAUCUACAGACAAUGUCAUUCUAGGUUGGUUAUCCGAUAUACAAGCAAAAGUCCCUGGGGACGAUGUUGUGGAGUGGGAAUAUACUCUCUGUUGUCUUAAGGAGGCGUGGUGGGUGAGACACAGGUUAAAGACAAGCAUUGCCAUUGCGUUUUUUCCUUAGAAAGGAAACUUUGCUCCACCAUGUCUCUCUUCAUCCUGGCCCUGGUCCCUCAAAAAAUGGAUAGCGCUAACCAUCGGACAAAUGGGUGUGGCAGUAAGGAGUUCCAAAUAAAAACGAUUACUGCAUUUAGAGGAACGAAGGAACUAGUCGUUUCAGCUUGAAACGUUUAACAAAACCAGUAGGCACUUAUAAGCAAAGCUAUCGUCUCUCAGGUUUUUAAAAACGGUAGUUUUAAAGGUUCUGCAGUGUUAAAAAAGCGCUUUUAAAGCAUGUUUCUAACAUAAGAUACGUAAAAUGCCGACAUGUCGAUUCUUCACAAUGCGAAUUUAGAGAUAUUCAGCAGUCUACAGUUGGGAGUGGUUAAAAAUUAAUUUGUUCGCGUGCUAGUCACGGUAAAGCUUUACAUGUACAAUGUAUUCUUAAAAUCGUCGCAAGAAUUUUAGCCAUGAUACUAACAGUUUUUAGGGCGUCGCGCACUUACUACGAGAAUCGCGUAGCGCGCAACGCGACUCGCGAGAGGGGAGGAACUUACUUUUGAGCGUUGCUGAACAUACCACAUUUCACCGUCGCGGAGGUGCAGUGAAUACAUCAUCUUUCUGUCUUUUAGUUCGUCCCCUCCACGAUGGUGCCGUGAACAUUUUAUUCACUGGAGAGCGCUGAAAAUGGCCUAUAACAUUCAUCAGCAGCUGGAGAUGAUUUUACAUAAACAGGCAAGUUUAUCCUGGUACAUUCUUUAACUCUCUCCAAGGCGUUUAAGGGCUAAACUAGCGAGAAUGAAAAAACAAAAUUACACCUGCCCUUUGGGCCUCAGUUUAGUCUAAAAAUAAGGGGGGGGCGCCGGCCUCAACACAGCGAAAGCAAACAUUUCGAUCUUGACUUAUCCAAGCAACUGAUUUCGAAAAGAGUAUGUCAAUGGAGUUUCCUGGCAAAUUAACGUAACUAUGGAUUCAGUGCAAAUUAAUUCAAUGUGACUCGCUCUACAUGAAAACACAAAUUAAGUAACAAAAAGCGGAGCUAUCCCUACAUGGCCGCGAACUUUUUAUAUGCCCUUACAUGUACUAGCCUUCCACCAUUGUGGCUUUUGCUCGAUUCAGCACCGUAUGCGGUCAUAUGUGGUUUAGCUGGUUUCGUAUGCUCUCUUCCAGUGAUGGAGAGUUUUUUUCUCAGGGUAGUCCAGUCUUCCCACGUCCCCUGGUUUUACCAUUCCCAAUCCUUCCAGGUUCUAAUUCGAUGAGUGGAUCCCAAAACACUUACUGAAAAACUCCCUAAAAGCUUCAUAGACCUGUGUUUCGAGCUAAACAAGUUCAGUAUUUAACUACCAAAAACUACAUUUAAGUUUUCUUUGACUUAGCAGUAGAAUACCAACUUUACCUCUGCUUAGAGAUGCUUUCUUAGCAACCUGUGUGAUGUAUGAUCAUUUCAUAAUCCUUGUCACUACACUGUAUAUGUUUCCUAUAUCAACAGAUUGUCAAGUAUUCUCUUCGUAAGCAUGCUACAGACAACACCGGACAAAACUCCAAAGAGAUGCUAAGAAGGGCCCUGUGUAAUGGUUACUUUUGCAAUGUCGCGCGAAAGUAAGAAUGUUUCUUUUUUUCUAAGAUUAUAUCAUCAUUUUUUUUCUUGUAGAUUAUAUUGUUACCCAUUGUAACUUGAACCUUUAUGCCCCUAAAUCUACGUACAAAUUCUCCAAACUGGUAUCCAUACUUUUCCUUAUAGAAUUAAUUGAGGGAAUUUGUUCAAAGUUCAAGCGGCGACCAGAAAUAUGUCACUUUACAGCCACAUAACUGCAAAACAUGACCAUUCGAAGGCCUGCAUAGCAGGCGUUCUAAAGGGAAGAAAAAGGGGAUUUGGGGCGCGCGAGAAGCGCGAAGGUUGCGCUAGGGCGAGCGAGAGGAACCUCCUCUCUUCUCCCUCGCGCACGCGCGAAUUCCCUUCCCCUUCCCUUUUCGAACGCCUGCCACGCGGACUAACCAUUCGGUUUUCGUGGCAGGACCAACCAUUCGGUUUCCAUGGCUACCCUUUUAAUAAAUGAGUGCCAGAUAUGUGUCUUAAGAAUAACCAGAUUUUUAAAGGAAACAUUCCGAAUUCCUGCUGUUUGGCAGCAUAUCGCGUCAUCGUAUACUGAGGCAGUACAUAACAUGAAAGCACAGGAUCCGAAACCACUCGUUUAUAACUGUACAUGUUUUCUUUCAUUCCUAGAAGCAGCGCUGGAAAUAGCUUUCGCACCAUGGAUGGACAUGGUACUCAAGUAUACAUUCACCCAUCAUCCACGGUGAGGACCUGUUGAAUGAAGAUAAAGUUCAUUGUCUUCUUUCUUUGGACUUAGCAUAUUUUGCUCGAUUAGCCUACGCAGCUGGCGGCUUUGAAGCGGCAAGGAGAUUGAGGCGAACAAAACCAAUACCCGAAGAAGCUUAAUUUACAGAUACCAGUACCUGUAUAACAAGUUCAUUAGAUGUUGCGUCUCUGCUUUUUUUAUAGUUGUUUGGUUGUGAAGAUCAGCUUGAGUGGAUAAUAUUUCAUGAUAUCAUAUGGACCUCGAAAAUUUAUGUCAGAACAGUAUGUCCGGUGAGUAACCUAUUUUUCACGUGGUUUAAUGAACCACAAAGAAAUUGCCUCGACUGAAGAAUUAAUGUUCAUACGUCUGACUGUUAAUCCGUUCUCCAUAAUUGUCAGUGGCGUCCGGCAGAGUUGGUUAAGAGAUAGAACUUCCAAAGAAUUGGUUAGCUGACUAGCCUUUCAUAGGGAGGCGAGGGUGGGAGAAAUGCGGGACCCUUUUACCCUCUCCCCUUCCCCAUUUGACGCCUGCCACGUAGGCUAACGGCUAACUGCCGUCUGACCAACCGUUAUCUGACUGACUGGCAAGUUGACUGACGGUCUGACAGACGAGCAGGUCUACCUAUCGCCUAUUAACUAGCCGUCUUACCUGCUAAAGGUUUUGUUGACUGAAAAAGCGUUCAGUGGUCUGCCUGUUGGACUGGAUGAUUUGUUGAUUAACAAUAACUACUGCAGCGGCAGCGACGAAUUCGAAACUGGACUUCUGACUUACUAACACACUGGCUCACUAAUGGGAAGGAUAGCUGAUCUAUUAGUUAGAAUACAAAUGUCGUUGUAACUGGCUUUGCAACAGUUUUUCAGUUGAAUGAUCGAGUGAUUUACUGAAUUCGUGCUGUUGAAUGAAGCCACUUACUGUGCUAUGUACUAAAUUGAUUCCUUUUCUCUUUUUUUCCAUUCCGUAUCAGAUACGAUACGAGUGGGUGAGAGACCUUCUUCCAAGGUUACAUGAAGUAGAUAGCUAUUCAUUGUCAGGCUGGGCAGAGGGAAAACUUACAACCAGGAAACAAGAGGCAGAUGAGAGUAAACUAAACACCGCUCUUCAAGCAGGUUUCUGGCCUUUUUUUGCCCUGUGUAGUGUACAGUAAUAAAUGGUAUUGAGCCGUUAAUAAUAUCGCCUACAAAAUUUUCUAAAAUGGGUAAAGCCCCAUUUCUUUGUCAAGGAAAAACUCGUGUACGUGUGUCUUAAACUGUGAAGUUAGUAAUCCUUGCGAGACGGUGAGAAGGGGGACGGAUCAACUCGUUGUAACAGUAAAGUAAUUACAAUAACCCCCGGGCAAUAACCGCCCAUCUAAUUCCUUGUCUGUAUUCCAGACCUUUUCCUUUGUUGUCGGAAAUUACCAUUUAUCCACCCCCGCGCCGUUGAUCUAGCCAAGGUUCCAAAAGGGGUUAGAUGCCCUCUAAGGCUCCGGGCCAAAGUUAACAGGGCUCCAGGGCUCCCAACAAUGUAAUCGAGGGCUCCAGGCUCCAAUUUUUUUAUUAGUACUUUAUCCAAAUCGAUCAACCAGGAAAGAACCGCCAUCUCAGGUGUGCUAGAAUGUUCAAAUGCUAGUAUUUAGGAAUCCAGGCUCCGCGGCAAACGUUUCGAGGGUUCCAGGCUCCGCAAAUACUCCGGGCUCUGCAGCAAACAUUUUAGGGCUCCAGGGCUCCGGUCACCGCCCCCCCCCCCUCCCCGUUGGGACCCUGGCUAGCGGCCAAUAAGUCCCUUACGUUUUCUAUUUUCGCAAGUGCACUCGAUGGUCUGUAAAGAGAACAUAAUAGUCAGCUUUCUGAUUGUAUUCCAUUUUAUGCAUUUCAAAACGUUCUCUUUAUCCCACCAGGAUCAACCGAAGAAAGUCCGAAAAUCUCCAAAAGAAACACAGAGGACACCAUCACUGCUGCCAGACAACGCUUUCAAGAGAGAAAGAGGGCUCGUGAUCAGCAGCAGUAAGGCACGUGACAAGGGAAUGAAACUGUCCCUGGUCAGUUGGUUCGGUCAGUUGCUGUUGCACGGAUAGGAGGCACGUGCACGUGAAACACGUGCAGUCUACUGAUGUUCUUGGUGGUGGCGUUGUUUGUGCCGCCAAUGAAGAUCCUGCCCGAGAGAGAAAGGGUUUUGUGGUGGACCGUUCAUGGAACGUUAACGUUUACGCGAGUUAUGGGAAGAAGAAGUUUCACGAUUCCUAUAAGGAAAAACGCGGAACUAAAACUUGUGAUGACGGGCAAAAAAAAAGGAACUAAAACCUGUGAUGAGAGGCAAAACACGGAAGUAAAACUUGUGACGAGAAGCAAAAACGCGGAAAUGAAGAUCAGUUUGCAUGUUGAACGUGUGCGGGAUCGAAUACGGAACUUUGACGGGCAACUGGAUAUUUUGAGCAAGCAAAUCAUCCAACUCAGAGCGAUCAAGCUUGUGGCGAGAGCAAGGCUCGUUGCACCAUUGAAACAAAGGAAUCGAACAACCGUGACUACGGACGGAGAGCUAACACUCCAAACUCUCUGAACCAGCGUGAAAUCUUUAAAUUUGCUCUAAUGGGAACCAAAACAUACAAUUCCCGUAACUCUAGACAUGACAUUUAACGCUGAUGCAACCUGUCGGUUUUUUUCAAGUUUACUCGCUUCUAUAGUUCUCACGGCACCGAACGGGACACUUCGUUCACAAGAGACCGCUCAAUAUAUUUUCUCUUUUUCACGGAACUUUAAACGACUAGGCGUCUAAAUUUCGUUCAGUCAAGGUGGUUCCGUACGCGUGCGAACAGAACACCUAAACGAACGAAUUUUCGAACCGGUCGAAAUUUUCGUCUGGUGCCGUGUUAGCUAGUGUUGAAAGUAGAUCUGCGUGGCACGUGCAGCCAGAUAUUGGGACUUAAGGCUAGUAGAGUGACAUCUUAGGAAAAAGCUGUUUGAAAACAAACUGCCGUAACGUUACCAUGGACGGAAAAAACAUUUUUUCCUUAUGCUUAUUACACAAAGAGAAAGUGCUGACACUGGCAAG
Porites lobata is the source of this 11448-nucleotide messenger RNA. The record is from the annotation of a GenBank genome assembly. NCBI's taxonomy places the organism in Eukaryota, Metazoa, Cnidaria, Anthozoa, Scleractinia, Poritidae.